AUGGCCCGCGGCCCGUCGCUGAAGCCAAAAAACCAGAAGGGAAAGCUCGGCAACAUCGCCAAGGUCCAGUAUGAUGACGCCAAGGAGACAAACCCCCUCCAGAGUGCCUUCACCCGCAGAAGAGAGAUCUGGGUUGGACGCACAGCAAUGACUGGCUUCCUCUCCGCUGUCAUUGGUGAGCUGCUGACUGGCAGGGGAGCUCUGGGGCAGCUGCAGCUGGAGACCAGGCUCCCACAGAACGUCAUCAACUGGGCAGUCUUCGGAAUUGUGGCAUUCAACUUUGUCACAGCCCUGAACCCCUUCGGCCCCACCUUUGACGAGGACAACCAGGCUGAUGUCAGGAAGCGCCCUGCUGGCCCCACACAGAAGGCCAUGGACCCCUCCAAGCCUGCGGAGUACUUUGGCACAUCCAAGGGCUUUGGGUUCACCAAGAAGAACGAGCUGUUCGUCGGCCGUGUUGCCAUGCUGGGCUUUGCAUCAGAGCUGAUUGGAGAGGUGCUCACCAAGGGCAAGGGCCCUCUGGGUCAGAUCGGCAUCCCCCUCAACACAGAAGUCAACCCCCAGUAUGCAACCUUCGCCCUGGCUGUCUGGGUGGGCUUCUUCCUCUUCGCAGCCAUCGGCUUCGGCAACUGGGGCCAGCAGGAGGGUGACAACGAGAUCUACUGA
Molecule: messenger RNA, 666 nt
Organism: Coccomyxa subellipsoidea C-169
Lineage: Eukaryota; Viridiplantae; Chlorophyta; Trebouxiophyceae; Coccomyxaceae
Exons: 6
Coding region: 1-666 (221 amino acids)
Source: RefSeq, a predicted model, not a curated record